AUGUCCGAAAUGGCUGCUUUUGGUCUCUCCACUGAGCCUUUCGACCCUGACUACCGCUCGCAGUUAGGUACCGAACACGACAUGGCUAAUCCUACUCUUCCUCGGAUAGCAUUGUUCGUACCAUCUCAGUUUUGGGAUUACCAUGUGCAUUCACCCGUCGGCUAUCACGAUUAUCUUGUUCAACAGUACUCGAGCGGCUUCGAGAUGGCCCCCUUUAGCCCACCCUACGACUCUUACGAGCACUGGCAACACGAGUACGACACUCUUGCCUCGAAUAUGGCUACUCUCGACUCCACCACCCAACGAAGCAACCCUGGUAACAUCCUCGAAGCCGCUGUGGAGGCAACGAGCCCAAAGCUCUCCGCCGCAGCACCCCCCUUCGUGCCCGUCAAGUCCUCGACGCUCAACCCAGCAGCACCAACCUUCUUCCUAAGCCGCCUAGCAAUCUUCGAUCCUCCAGCCGACGACGAUCUCGUAAAGCGGCCUCGCAAGUACAACCGCGUCCUCCCCGAUGCGCGCAAUGACAAGAUCACAGAUGCGCUCGAAAUGAUGCGGCGCCCACACGAUGGACAAGUCGGCCGCUUCACCGACGAGACCACGUACGAGUUCAAUAAGGGCUGGCACUUCAACGACCCCGUACUGGCUGCGAUGUACCACACGAUGAUCGCGCCGAAGAAGCACAACUUUGCUGCUUUCGCACUGCGGGUCAACAUCCGGCCUGUGAACGAUGCGCCGCCGCUGUGGCCGCCUUAUGUGAAUCUCUUCGAUACCAAGUCUUACUACUUUGAGAUUGUAGAGAAGGACAGUGUGAAACAGGCGAAGUGGGUUACCAUCCUGCCAAGCGGCUCACCACCGACUGCUAAGACUGUCCACAUCUACGAGACAUACAAGAAGGAGUGGGUGUCUUUCGGUGACUGGCUCGCGAAGAAUAUCAAGUCGCGCAAGUGGGUCGGUCGUCUUGGCUAUCACUUGCAGUUCAAGUGGUACAAGAGUAAGGGCAGCAAACGUCGCUUCGAGGACUUUCCGGCUGAGAUACGAGAGAAGAUCUACAAGUUCGCCCUGGGUGGUGAAGUAUACCCGCUGAACAGUUUGUGCACCGCUGAAGAGUACACCUGCUUCUGGCCCGAUGGAGAGCCCGAAUCUGAAGCUCAGCUAACGCUGGGGCUGGGCUAUCACCCCGGUUUGUUUAUGCGUCUAAAGGGUGAGGCAUUGUUGGCGUCCCCAUGGGAUGAAAACCGUGUGCCGGAAGAUCGACCUCCUGUGCACAAACCGAGUCUCUCGCUUUCGGCGGUGAACUCCACGAUCCGCGAAGAGUUCCUCCAUUUCGCCUGGGUACGAAUGCGUAGCCGGUUCUUCACACCAGACCUGUUCGUCCUAGCCAUUAAAGCGUGGGCGGGUCCAGCGAUGACUUACCAGCAUCUGAGUAAGAUCGAGUUGAACUUCACGAAUGUGGAGUGGUUUGAGUUCUUCGGCGCCUCCGAGAUGUAG
This is a messenger RNA of Alternaria ethzedia, 1488 nucleotides long. RefSeq lists its product as uncharacterized. The record is from RefSeq and is a predicted model, not a curated record. The transcript has 2 exons. Lineage: Eukaryota; Fungi; Ascomycota; Dothideomycetes; Pleosporales; Pleosporaceae. The coding region runs from base 1 to 1488 and encodes 495 amino acids.